CGUGCGGCCCGGAGGGGUGUGUGCGGGGGGCCGGAGGCGGCUGUCACUGUCGGCUCAGCCUGCGCCGGGGAACAUUGGCCGCCUCCAGCUCCCGGCGCGGCCCGACCCGGCCCGGCUUGGCCGCCUCAGCAGACAUCGCCUGUCUUGGCAGUCAUGAGGCCUUCCCGGUAUCCCCUGCACACACCCUCCCUGGCUUCACCACUCCUCCUCCUCCUCCUCUCCCUCCUGGGCGGAGGGGCAGGGGCUGAGGGCCGGGAAGACCCACAGCUGCUGGUGAGGGUUCGAGGGGGCCAGCUGAGGGGCAUCCGCCUGAAGGCCCCUGGGGGCCCAGUCUCAGCUUUUCUGGGCAUCCCCUUUGCAGAGCCCCCUGUGGGCUCACGUAGGUUUAUGCCACCAGAGCCCAAGAGGCCCUGGUCAGGAGUGUUGGAUGCUACCGCCUUCCAAAAUGUCUGCUACCAAUAUGUGGAUACCCUGUACCCUGGGUUUGAGGGUACUGAGAUGUGGAACCCCAACCGAGCGCUGAGUGAAGACUGCCUGUAUCUUAACGUGUGGACACCAUAUCCCAGGCCUACUUCUCCCGCCCCUGUCCUCAUCUGGAUCUAUGGGGGUGGCUUCUACAGCGGAGCAUCCUCCUUGGACGUGUAUGAUGGCCGUUUCCUGGCCCAGGUUGAGGGGACCGUAUUGGUAUCUAUGAACUACCGAGUAGGAACCUUUGGCUUCUUGGCCCUGCCGGGCAGCAGAGAAGCCCCUGGCAAUGUAGGCCUGCUGGAUCAACGGCUUGCCUUGCAGUGGGUGCAGGAAAAUAUUGCAGCCUUUGGGGGAAACCCGAUGUCGGUGACUCUGUUUGGGGAGAGUGCAGGUGCAGCCUCCGUGGGCAUGCACAUUCUGUCCCUGCCCAGCCGGAGCCUCUUCCACAGGGCUGUCCUGCAGAGUGGUACACCCAAUGGGCCCUGGGCCACCGUGGGUGCAGGAGAGGCCAGGCGCAGGGCCACACUGCUGGCCCGCCUCGUGGGCUGUCCCCCAGGCGGCGCUGGCGGCAACGACACAGAGCUGAUAGCCUGCCUGCGAUCGCGGCCAGCUCAGGACCUGGUGGACCACGAGUGGCAUGUGCUGCCUCAAGAGAGUAUCUUCCGAUUCUCCUUCGUGCCUGUGGUGGACGGGGACUUCCUCAGUGACACCCCAGAGGCCCUCAUCAAUGCCGGAGAUUUUCAAGACCUGCAGGUGCUGGUGGGUGUGGUGAAGGACGAGGGCUCCUACUUUCUGGUUUACGGGGUCCCAGGCUUCAGCAAAGACAAUGAAUCUCUCAUCAGCCGGGCCCAGUUCCUGGCUGGGGUGCGGAUCGGUGUACCCCAAGCAAGUGACCUGGCGGCCGAGGCUGUGGUCCUACAUUAUACAGACUGGCUGCAUCCUGAGGACCCUGCCCACCUGAGGGAUGCCAUGAGUGCAGUGGUAGGCGACCACAACGUUGUAUGCCCCGUGGCCCAGCUGGCUGGGCGACUGGCUGCCCAAGGGGCCCGGGUCUAUGCCUACGUCUUUGAACACCGUGCCUCCACAUUGACUUGGCCCCUCUGGAUGGGGGUGCCCCAUGGCUAUGAAAUCGAGUUCAUCUUUGGGCUCCCCCUGGACCCUUCACUGAACUACACCAUGGAGGAGAGAAUCUUUGCUCAGCGACUUAUGAAAUACUGGACCAAUUUUGCCCGCACAGGGGACCCCAAUGACCCUCGAGACUCCAAGUCCCCACAGUGGCCACCGUACACCACUGGAGCGCAGCAAUAUGUGAGCCUAAACCUGAAGCCGUUGGAGGUGCGGCGGGGGCUGCGCGCCCAGACCUGCGCCUUCUGGAAUCGCUUUCUCCCCAAAUUGCUCAGCGCCACCGACACGCUGGACGAGGCGGAGCGCCAGUGGAAGGCCGAGUUCCACCGCUGGAGCUCCUACAUGGUGCACUGGAAGAACCAGUUCGACCACUACAGCAAGCAGGAGCGCUGCUCAGACCUGUGACCGGGGACCUCAGGUCCCGCCGCCCUGCCCCAGCCCCUAGCUGUAUAUACACUAUUUAUUUAAGGGCUGGGAUAUAACACAACCGAGCCCCAGGCCCUGCACACCCCGUCCCGACUCCCCCACCAGGGGCUCCCCAUCUUCUGCAUGUCUGGGGCCGAGCCCCCCUCCCCGCGGUGCCUUCGCCCCUCUGGGCCGCCAAUAAACUGUUACAGCCACUAGA
Molecule: messenger RNA, 2218 nt
Organism: Peromyscus maniculatus bairdii (prairie deer mouse)
Lineage: Eukaryota; Metazoa; Chordata; Mammalia; Rodentia; Cricetidae
Gene: Ache
Product: acetylcholinesterase (Yt blood group)
Biological process (GO): acetylcholine catabolic process; choline metabolic process
Cellular component (GO): plasma membrane
Molecular function (GO): acetylcholinesterase activity
Source: RefSeq, a predicted model, not a curated record